GGAACACUUUUUUCAUUUAUUUAUUAUUGAAUGCCAGUGUUUACUAAGCUUUAUAUCAAUUGCUUUCUCCUUCCAGCCAUCUUCUCCAUCAUUGGCAACGCAGCUGUUCUGGUAACAGCCGCUCGUCGAAACAGCGUUCUCAAAGCCCCCGAGCUCCUCACGGUUAAUCUGGCUGUGACUGACAUUGGCAUGGCUCUCAGUAUGUAUCCGCUCUCCAUCGCUUCAGCCUUCAACCAUGCAUGGAUUGGGGGUGACCCUUCCUGUCUUUACUAUGGCCUGAUGGGAAUGAUCUUUAGCGUGGCCAGCAUCAUGACUCUGACCGUCAUUGCGUUGGUGAGAUAUCUGGUAACGGGAAACCCGCCAAAGUCAGGCAACAGGUUUCAGAGAAGGACUAUAAGUCUUGUGAUAUCUGUUAUCUGGCUGUACUCACUGCUCUGGGCCGUGUUUCCUCUGCUGGGCUGGGGCGGAUACGGACCUGAACCCUACGGAUUGGCCUGCUCUGUGGACUGGACCGAAUACCAGCGCUCUUUAAACGGCGCUUCCUUCAUUAUGGCUUUAGCCGUUCUGUGCACCCUGAUCCCAUGUGGAUUCAUCGUGUUCUCCUACUUUGCUAUUGCCUGGAAGCUCCACAAGGCUUAUCAGUCAAUCCAAAUCAACGAGAGUCUGCCCAGCACAGGGACCGUUGAGAGGAAAGUUACAAUAAUGGGCAUCCUCAUCAGUGCCGGGUUUAUCGUCUCCUGGGCACCCUACGUGUCCAUCAGUUUAUGGACCAUGUUUCAUUCCGAGGGCAAAGACAGCGUAGCUCCAGUUGUCAGCUUGCUCCCCUGCCUCUUCGCAAAGUGCUCAACGGUGUACAACCCUUUUGUCUACUACAUUUUCCGCAGGUCCUUCCGCAGGGAGUUUCGACAGAUCUGGACAUGUUAUGGUUGCUGUUCCUCGAGUGCUGUGGACAGAUUGACCCUCUGCGGAGGACGCCGACACUCGGAUAAACCCGGUGACCUCCAGCAGCAAGAGAAAGCAGAAAAGUGAAAAGACGAGGUCAGAUGGUUCAUCUUUAAAAAUAGACUCGUGGUGAGGAGCUCCACUGAAUAAAUGAGAUGGAAAUGACUGCGUGAUUGUUUGACAUUUUCGAGAUCAUUAAGUCGGUAGCAUGAAGAGGUUAUUCAAGAUUUGUUUGUUCAUUAUUAUUUUAAAAUUUGAGUUUUACUUUAACAUGAUAAUAUACGAUGU
This is a messenger RNA of Misgurnus anguillicaudatus (oriental weatherfish), 1230 nucleotides long. RefSeq names its product opsin 8, group member a (gene opn8a). Gene Ontology annotation, molecular function: G protein-coupled receptor activity. Gene Ontology annotation, biological process: G protein-coupled receptor signaling pathway. Gene Ontology annotation, cellular component: membrane. NCBI's taxonomy places the organism in Eukaryota, Metazoa, Chordata, Actinopteri, Cypriniformes, Cobitidae. The record is from RefSeq and is a predicted model, not a curated record.